This is a messenger RNA of Letharia columbiana, 2205 nucleotides long. RefSeq lists its product as uncharacterized. Gene Ontology annotation, molecular function: diphthine-ammonia ligase activity. The record is from RefSeq and is a predicted model, not a curated record. NCBI's taxonomy places the organism in Eukaryota, Fungi, Ascomycota, Lecanoromycetes, Lecanorales, Parmeliaceae. Gene Ontology annotation, biological process: protein histidyl modification to diphthamide. Bases 1 to 2205 code for a protein of 734 amino acids. The transcript has a single exon.
AUGGGUGACAACCCCAAAUCACUGACUGUCAUUGGGCUCAUAUCCGGUGGCAAGGACUCUUUCUUCUCGGUACUACACUGUCUAGCCAACAAUCAUCGGGUUGUUGCUCUUGCGAAUCUGUAUCCGCCACAGGCACUGUCACUGGGCGGAAUCUCAGAAGAUCUCAACAGCUACAUGUAUCAAACAGCUGGUCACAGACUUACGCCCCUCUAUUCAGACGCACUGGGAUUGCCAGUAUUCCGUCAGGAGAUAUCUGGCUCAGCAUUGAACCCGUCAAAGGUCUACGAAUAUGCUGGAGAUAAUCAACAAGAUUCCCAACGAGUUGACGAGACAGAGGAUUUGAUGGAAUUACUUCGCAGAAUUCUUCAGCAAUAUCCACAUGUAAAUGCGGUCUGCUCCGGAGCAAUACUCAGUACCUACCAACGCACACGGAUCGAGUCUGUAGCCCGACGCCUCAAUCUUGUCCCGUUGAGCUACUUAUGGCAGUAUCCUUCUCUUCCUCCACCAUCAGCUGGCGGUUUACUUGAUGACAUGGCAGCUGUUGGCUUGGAUGUGCGUAUCGUGAAGGUCGCUUCUGGCGGGCUGGAAGAGGAAUUGCUGUGGCAGAAUUUGAUGGAUCGAAAAGUACGAGCAAGGGUCGAGAAGGGUAUGCGCAGGUUUGGAGGUAGUGUUCUAGGUGAGGGUGGGGAGUACGAAACCCUCGUUGUAAAUGGACCAAUGGGAGUAUUCAGGAAAAAUAUUGUGGUCGACGACCAAGAGAUGUGGAUAGAAAAGGGUGGAGGUGGUGAGGCAUGGUUGGCGUUUAGAGAACAUGCCGGAACAAUGGUGACCAACGACGAUAGCGAACCUUCCGACGGUCAAGAGUGGAAAACAUUACUGAGAACCAUCGGACUAUGGGAUGGGGAGUUUGAAGAAUUAUAUCACCACCUGAGGGGCAAGAUACCCUUCAUUACUGGUCAAGCAAAUCCGCAUAUAGUCACUGGUCAAACGAAGGCCAAGAAUCCGAGAAAAAUUCCAACCCGUUGGGAAGUAAAACCCGUCGUCUUCAGAACCCAGGCAAUGCUCACGAUCUCUAAUAUGACAUCUCGUGGGCCGAAUACCAUUGCCACAGACCAAAUGUCGGAUAUCAAUUCGAGAAUACUUGAAUUCCUUACGGAAAACGACCGCUCAACAGACGAUAUCAUCUUCACUACCAUGUUGCUUCGAUCGAUGGCAGAUUUCCCAGGACUUAAUAGCAUCUAUGGGCAAUUAUUUAAGAGACCAAACCCACCAGCCCGAGUGACUGUAGCAUGUGGAGAGUCUCUGCCAGACGAGGUGAGUGUCAUGGUCUCAUUCGUCGUCAAUCUGGGCGCUCUUGCGGCUCGAGAGGGUCUGCAUAUUCAAUCAAGAUCCUACUGGGCACCUGCCAAUAUUGGACCCUACUCGCAAGCAAUAUCUGUGCCAACGAACACCGAACAUGGCUCCGCUAUAGUAUACCUUGCUGGACAGAUACCCUUGGUACCGGCAUCGAUGGAGGUAUUGCAAGUUGAGGACGGCAACAAACAAAUGGAUAGUGAAAAUGAGAAUGAAAUGGAUUCAUUCUCAAAGCGGGCAUGCUUGGCCUUGCAACAUCUAUGGAGAAUUGGGAAAACCAUGAAUGUGAGUUGGUGGACAGGAGGCAUUGCUUUCAUCAGUGGUAAGAGUGACGUGCGAAUGAAAGCAAUCAUAGCGUGGGAAAUCUGGAAAGGGGUGCACCAGAAGGAGCUGUGGGAGAAAGACGGAGUGGAAGAGGAUGGUCUGGACGCAUGGGACAAGAAGUACGGUGGCUUGGGAAGUUUCAUGAAAGAUGAGGUAGAAGUUCAGUCUCUACCCGACAUUGCACGGCUCUCAAUCUCCCCAUUCGUUGGACCACCCGGUUUCUUUGCGGUUCAAGUGGACGAGCUACCGCGUGGUUGUAAUAUCGAAUGGCAGGCUCUUGGAGUUACGAACCCAUACGUUGACAUCGUCUCAUAUGCCACAAUAUCCUUGACAUCAUCGGAUGAAGAGUUUCGUACGGUACUAUUGGCGACUGUGGAGGGUUGUAGACCUCAGCUGCAACAAGCAACGGUUUAUACACAACGUACAGCACUACUUAGCGGUCUCAGCAUGCAAGUUUUCCCCUGCAGUGCCGUCUACGGACCCGAAGGCGAAGAAGUUGCUGCUGGAAUAGUCCUUCAACAAGCUUAG